Messenger RNA from Cyanistes caeruleus (blue tit), 3565 nucleotides. The record is from RefSeq and is a predicted model, not a curated record. Lineage: Eukaryota; Metazoa; Chordata; Aves; Passeriformes; Paridae.
AGGAGUCCUGUAAAUGCAAUGGCUGGAAGAACCCGAACCCGCCUGCCACGCCGCCGCGGGCCGAGCUGCAGCAGGCAGCGGUCAGCCUGGCCGAGCCCUGCCGCAGCUGCAGCCACGCUCUGGCUGCUCAUGUUUCUCACCUGGAGAAUGUGUCUGAAGAAGAAAUGAACAGGCUCCUGGGGAUUGUGUUGGAUGUGGAAUAUCUGUUCACCUGUGUCCACAAAGAAGAAGAUGCAGACACCAAGCAAGUUUAUUUCUACCUGUUCAAACUUUUGAGGAAGUGCAUUUUGCAGAUGGGAAAACCCAUAGUAGAAGGAUCUUUGGAAAGUCCCCCAUUUGAGAAACCUAGCAUUGAACAGGGUGUGAAUAAUUUUGUGCAGUACAAAUUUAGCCACUUACCCUCGAAGGAAAGGCAAACAAUAGUGGAGCUGGCUAAAAUGUUUCUGAACCGCAUUAACUACUGGCACCUGGAGACGCCUUCUCAGCGAAGACUAAGAUCACCCAAUGAUGAUAUUGCGGGGUAUAAAGUGAAUUAUACCAGGUGGCUUUGUUACUGCAAUGUCCCUCAGUUUUGUGACAGUCUACCUCGGUAUGAAACCACCCAGGUUUUUGGUAGGACAUUGCUUCGCUCUGUUUUUACUGUAAUGAGACGACAACUGCUGGAGCAGGCCCGGCAAGAAAAAGACAAGCUUCCUCAAGAAAAACGGACACUAAUCCUCACUCAUUUUCCAAAGUUUCUGUCUAUGCUGGAAGAAGAAGUGUACAGCCAGAAUUCUCCCAUUUGGGAUCAGGAUUUCAUGGUGUCUAGUUCCCGAACUGGCCAGCUGGGAAUCCAGACAGUUAUCAGUCCACCUCCCGUUGCAAGAUCUGUUGCAUACAGUGCAAGUCCUUCAUCUCUGGAGCAAUCCAACAGUGGGAAUAUGAGUCCAGCUUGUAAAGUUUCUUCUGCCCUUGACCCAAACUUAGGGGAAAAGAGAAAAAAUAAUGAGCCCUAUUCUCUGGAGGAUUCUAAAAGACCAAGGGUUGUAGGAGAUAUCCCUAUUGAGUUAAUCAACGAAGUAAUGUCAACAAUUACAGAUCCUGCAGCAAUGCUUGGGCCAGAGACCAACUUUCUCUCGGCACACUCGGCCCGGGACGAGGCAGCGAGGCUGGAGGAGCGCAGGGGGGUGAUUGAAUUCCACGUGGUUGGCAACUCCCUGAACCAGAAGCCCAACAAGAAGAUCAUGAUGUGGCUGGUUGGUUUGCAGAAUGUGUUCUCCCAUCAGCUGCCUCGAAUGCCGAAGGAAUACAUCACCCGCUUGGUCUUUGAUCCGAAACAUAAAACCCUUGCAUUAAUAAAAGAUGGUCGUGUUAUCGGUGGUAUCUGCUUCCGGAUGUUCCCCUCCCAAGGAUUUACAGAGAUUGUUUUCUGUGCUGUGACUUCCAAUGAGCAAGUCAAGGGUUAUGGGACUCACCUAAUGAACCAUCUGAAGGAGUACCACAUCAAACACAACAUUCUCAACUUUCUCACGUAUGCAGAUGAAUAUGCUAUUGGCUACUUCAAAAAACAAGGUUUCUCCAAAGAUAUUAAAGUACCAAAAGCAAAAUAUGUUGGCUACAUCAAGGAUUAUGAGGGUGCCACAUUAAUGGGAUGUGAAUUAAAUCCAAGGAUCCCCUACACGGAAUUUUCUGUCAUCAUCAAAAAGCAAAAAGAGAUCAUUAAAAAGCUCAUAGAAAGGAAGCAAGCUCAAAUACGAAAAGUUUAUCCUGGCCUUUCUUGCUUCAAAGAUGGAGUACGGCAGAUUCCUAUAGAAAGCAUUCCUGGAAUUAGAGAGACUGGCUGGAAACCAAGUGGAAAAGAAAGAGGUAAGGAGGCCAAGGAUCCAGAUCAACUUUACAGCACAUUAAAAACCAUCCUGCAGCAAGUGAAGAGCCAUCAAAGCGCUUGGCCCUUCAUGGAACCCGUGAAGAGAACAGAAGCUCCUGGAUAUUAUGAAGUUAUAAGGUUUCCCAUGGAUCUCAAAACAAUGAGUGAGCGACUCAAGAACAGGUACUACGUGUCUAAGAAAUUAUUCAUGGCAGACUUGCAGCGAGUCUUUACAAACUGCAGAGAGUACAACCCCCCCGAGAGUGAAUACUACAAAUGUGCCAAUAUACUGGAGAAAUUCUUCUACACAAAAAUUAAAGAAGCUGGAUUAAUUGACAAGUGACACUGUCUUUUUUACAACCAAAUAGUGUGCCUAUGUUAUGGACAGGGAAAGCCGUUCUAUAUCUGAGUUGUGGGACUUUCAAGAAACUUCUGUUUAAUACUUAGCACUUUUAAAAACCCUUUUAGUUUUGCAAACAUGUAUUAUAAUGAAGUUACAAAAAUUAUUUUAUUAAAAUGCUUUAUAAUGUAUUUAAUUACGGAAUAUUUCUUUUGUGUGCCGAUUACCUUAUGUUCCUAAUAAGUUUAUCAGCUACAGCCUCAGAAACCCCACAAAUCUGGGGGAAGUUGCACAUGUUUGGGAAGAUGGAGAAAAUUCCCAGACAACAGAUGUUAUAGCUUACCUAAUGUUAUAGCUUACCUAAUGCAGUACUAUUUGAUAAAGUUUUAUUAUUUUUUCCAGUAAAAAAGAAAAUUGUAAGGGAAAACAACAGGUGUGGGGGGGUUCUGAAACAUUUGUUUCUUUGUAGAAUCUUUUUAUAAGAUAUUAUUUUUUAAAAGAAACACUCAGCUGGUUGAGAAGCUGUGAGAGAAGAGUAGUCAGUUCUGGAAAAGGACUGCCUGUGAUCUUUGAUAGAUGCAAGUUUUUCUAUUCAUUUUCAGUUUUGAUAAAUAUUUUACCUGCAAAUUGUAAUCUCAUAACCACUCUUUAAAAAAAAAAAAAAAGGAAAAAAAAAGAAAAGGAAAAGAAAAAAAUCUGGCUAUAUGCAUAAUGUCAUAGUGACUUGGCUUAUGCAGGACAUAAGUACCCAAAACAACUUUGGAAAAUAACUUUGGAGACUACUUUGCAUCUACUAGACAAUUUUAAUUGGCUUAGUAGAGUUAAGGUUUUAUGCACUUCAUGAUCCACCCUACUUACUACUCCUCACUGCUAAAUUCUUUAGAUUGUUCAGCAGAAAUAAGACUAUUGUACACAAAGGAAGACAACAUAGGACAGCUUUGAGCUUAGAUACUUGGCUCUGUGGUAAACUGGAUUUUCUGCCAAGCUUUAUUGUAAAUGCAUAUUAACUGUGAUUAUUUAGACCCAGGAACAUAUUAACAUUUUACAGCUUUUAGUAUAUCUUCAAAAAAAACACACACUCAUAUAUACAUAUAAUAUAUAUACAUUUUGCUGCUUACACUACAUUUAAGAGGUACACCUAAAUCCUUAAUGGAGAUCAGUGCAGGCCAAAAAGCUGUCCCUUGACGUUUUCUAAUUAGAGUUUGUAAGUUAUAACUGCUUUUGUGAAAAACAGAUUAAACUUUCAUUCUUGGUGUUUUAUAUUUACAAAUGUUACACUGGUGAAAUUCAAGUUAUGAGACUGAGAAAACCAAUCCUGUGAUGUGUCAAAGAAUCUAUUCCUGCAAAAUGCCUGUGCAGUGUUAGAUCACAGAUCAAUU